GAUGACUCGAUGUGAGAAAUGACAUCGCUAAAGGUGAGUAAAAUAAUUUUUUUUUUGGAGUACAAUAAUGUUUUUUUUAGAAAAAAUGGACCGAAAUAAUGUUAAUAGAAUAAUUGCGAGUAGAAUGAGCAUAUAAUCAACCCUCUUUGCCACUUUAUUUCAUCUCGCCCCUAUUUGGUAUGUCAUAACCAAAAAUAGUUCCAUUUUUUAAAAUGAAAAAAGGUUAAUAUUUAUUUCAAAACGAACUUUAGAGUUUUUAGCAAUUUAUAUCUAUCCAAUUCCUUUUAUUGGAAGUAUGAUUAAAACGAAAAUGUUACCCAAAAUCGUACUGCGAGGAAAUGGAAAAUAACCUAAUCCCAUUCCCAAAAUCUAAGUCCUCCUGAAGCUGAUCCGUCCCUUCCGCGAGAUCUCAACGUGGAUCCCACUCUAUGUCUCUUUCAUGGAGUCCCUGUCAGCUUCAUUUAUGAUCAACCUCCCAAGGAGACAUUGACAGCAGGUUGCAGCAGCUACGUGGGCACCAUCGGUUUUCAACAACGCACCGUAGGUGUUCGACGAAAUGUCUCAUUUGACAAAUUGAAUCCCAUGAACAAUCAGAAUCACGUCAACUGGAAUACAACUUCUGGAAGACACCCAGAUAUCAGAAGAUGUGGAGACGAGUGGCUUCAGUUUCUCAUUUCACGUUUGCCCAUAAGUCCAUUGUCAACAAUAAGGAUGUUUGUAAAUUCAAGUUUUGGGAAGCAUUUACCACUGAAAUACCCAGAAAGGAAAAAGGUACCUUUCAAAGUGAUAAAACACCAUUCAUAACUUUUGUAUUAGGUGGUCCUGGAAGUGGUAAAGGUACACAAUGUGUGAAGAUAGUUGAGAACUUUGGAUUUACACAUUUGAGUGCUGGAGAUUUAUUAAGGAGGGAGAUAGCUUCUAACAGUGCAGAUGGCACCAUGAUUCUCAACACUAUUAAGGAAGGAAAAAUAGUUCCUUCAGAAUUGACUAUCAGACUUAUUCAAAAGGAAAUGGAAUCCAGUGACAAUUAUAAGUUUCUCAUUGAUGGGUUUCCACGGAGUGAGGAAAACCGGAUAGCAUUUGAACAAAUUAUCGGGGCAGAACCAGACAUUGUACUCUUCUUUGACUGCCCAGAAGAUGAGAUGGUGAAGCGGGUGCUCAAUCGUAAUCAGGGAAGAGUUGAUGACAACAUUGACACAAUCAAGAAAAGGCUGAAAGUUUUUGCUGCAUUAAAUCUUCCUGUAGUCGAACAUUAUCUGGAGAAGGGAAAGCUUUACAAGAUAAAUGCAGUUGGAACAGUGGAUGAAAUAUACAAACAAGUUUAUCCAGUUUUUGCAUCAUUCAAUUUUGAGUUAUGAUAUCGACCAAGUGCUGUAAUCAGUUGUUGAUCAGCUCCCAAAUGUUGUUUAAUCACUUGUAAGCCAUUAAUUUUGUUCAGCAGCAGGUAAGAGCAUGAAAAGUGUUGAUUAUAAUCGCCUUAUGUCAUGGAUAACGUGGAGCAUGAUCUUGGUUUGUGCUUGGAGUACUCUUCAUUUCAGUUGAAGAUCACUGUGAGUUCAUUUCCUGAUUACUAAUUUUCUUCAAGAAUGUAAUAUAACUGAACACAUCAAGUACAGCAUUGGGAAUUUCUUCUAUUUAUAGGGUCCAAAAAGUUAUCUCA
Molecule: messenger RNA, 1660 nt
Organism: Benincasa hispida (wax gourd)
Lineage: Eukaryota; Viridiplantae; Streptophyta; Magnoliopsida; Cucurbitales; Cucurbitaceae
Product: P-loop containing nucleoside triphosphate hydrolases superfamily protein
Biological process (GO): pyrimidine nucleotide biosynthetic process; 'de novo' pyrimidine nucleobase biosynthetic process
Molecular function (GO): ATP binding
Source: RefSeq, a predicted model, not a curated record